GUACCGAGGGUGGUUAGAAUUUCGCUUUUGAGAAACCAAUCAAGACGUGAUAGGGGGAUUAGGGGACUGUUGUUUAGCCUUUUGCUGAAAUAAAUUAGAGAAGUGGAUAAAGAUCAGAAAGGAGAGUCCCUUUUGGGGAUGGUGAUAAUAAGAUGUGCAUCAUUCAGUCACGCUAACCAUUUGGUAUGCAAAAGGGUGAUAAAUGAAUUAACAUAUGCCACGGUUAAACUUCAUUUUUAUAUGUUUUUGAACGAAAUAUAAUAGGAUUAACCAGCCUAGCCUGCAGAGUGUAUCUUGUUCCGGAGGUGAGGAUCUAACUUUGUCAAUGUUUGCAAAUUUGUCCAAGUAGAAAGGGCUAGAAUUCGCUUUUGAGAACACGUAGACGAUGUGAUAGGGAUCAGGGGAUUGUUGUCACCUGUUUAGCCUUUUCCCGGAAGUGAAAAAAGAAAGCAAGCUGGAUAUCGAGCAAAAAGGAGAGUACCUUUUGAGAUAGCGAGGUCUGCUUGUGUGCAUUUGGCUUUCAAAAGGUGAUAGAUGCACUGGCAAGACUUGUGGCAGCAGGAAGAGUCCUGUUUGAUGCUGAUCUGUGCCUGUUAUGUACUACUGAUCUGUUCCUUUCGUCCCAAUUGAGCAAUUCGUGGGGGUUUCUUUAGCUGACUGCCUUUGCGAACGGCUUGGAGGAAAGGGUACAGUUUGGGAUAAUUUGCACAAAAGGCUCCGAAUUCACUUCAUUCUUACCCCUUUUUUUCGAAAAUUGAGAUCAGCUCAAAAGUUGGAAAAGAACUGUUCUUGGGAGGGCCUAAAACUCCUUCUCAAGGCCCCUCAUUAGAUUUUGCCACCUUGCAUCACAAUUCAGUAACCUCUGCUAUAAAUUUUUCCCCUAGAAAGUUGCUUUCUUCAGCUCUCAUAAAAUAUUUCUAUAACAAAGUAGUAGAUGUCAUAUGCGAAUUCUAUGAGCAGCAGCUGGUUUCUCUCUUUUUUUUUUCUCUUUUUUUUUUUGUAGAAUUUGCUGCAAUCAAUAUGUGCCUCAACUGCCACAUUCAUUUGGUGGAUCUACUUGUUUGUGGUAGCCUGCUAGACCAUUUCUCGGAUGCUACGGCUCCGAGAUGUGCCUGCUGUGGUUCUGAAAAUUAUGCCGAGUUCCUGCAAUGUAUUUGUUGUGUCUCGACAUAGAUUAACUAUAAAAUUUGCAAAUCAGGCUCGAACAAGCAAGUCGAACACUUAUGUUAGGAUUCAGUCAAUAAGUCAUAAAGCAUCCGACCAAAUACAGAGGGACUGGUUGCAUAAUCUGGCUGAUGAUGAAAUACCAAAAUAUUCUGGAAAUUCUAGUUUGGCCUCAUGCUCUCAAACCAGCAGUUCUCUUAGCACUUCUACAAAUGCUGUUAAAAGUUCAGAAAGACGUAGAAGAGGUAUUUUAGGAAGCUUAGGUCGAAAGACACCAGGGAGAGAAGGGAACAAAGAUUUUGAUGCUAUUGGCCAAUUGAAAGAAGUUCCUUAUGUUGCCUUACGCUCGAUUGAAGAGUCUCAACAUGUAGAUGAAGUAGCAAAACUGAGGAAAGAGUUGAAGGAUACUUUGAUGAUGUAUGAUAGAGCUUGCGAGAAUCUUGUCCACGCUAAGAUUCGGUCACUUCCUACUGAGUGCUGUGAAGAGGUGAAGAAGGUGCAAGAUGCCCUACAGAGAGAGGAAGUGUUGAAACAGGCUGUUGCGCAUGAGCAUACCAAACAUUUAGAAGCUAUUGGAGCAGUUGAGAUGGCAACAGAGUCAUUCACUCACGAGGGUUAUUCCAAGCACAAGGCUGAAAUAGUGGCAGACAUGGUGUCUACCGAGAAGGCAAAGGUAGUGGAUGCUCUUCUAUCAACAGGCAAAGGUUGCAGGCGGUACUCUAGACAUGAAAUAGAGCUUGCCACGGAUUACUUUUCUGAUGCAAGGAAGAUAGGUGAGGGAGGCUAUGGAAAUGUUUACAGGUGCACCCUUGAUCACACUGAAGUAGCUGUCAAGGUUAUUCAACAAGAUUCCAGUGACAAGAUCGAUGAGUUCUUGAGAGAGGUGGAGAUUCUCAGCCAACUUCACCAUCCCAACUUGGUUCUGUUGCUUGGUUUUUGUCCUGAAAUUGGAUGUCUUGUGUAUGAAUACAUGGAGAAUGGGAGUCUAGAAGAUCAACUUAUCAACAAUAAAGGGCACCAAUCACUCCAUUGGUUUCUGCGGUUCCAAAUUAUCUUUGAGGUGGCUUGUGGGCUUGCUUUCUUGCAUGGAACAAAACCGGACCCCAUAGUGCAUCGUGACCUAAAGCCUGGAAACAUUUUGCUGGACAAGAAUUAUGUAAGCAAAAUUGGUGAUGUCGGUUUUGCGAAGCUCAUAUCAGAUCUUGUGCCAGAAGGGCUCACAGAGUACAGAGAAACAGUCAUCGCCGGCACACUGUAUUACAUGGACCCUGAGUACCAAUUAACUGGAACAGUUCGACCAAAAUCAGAUCUUUAUGCUUUGGGGAUUAUCAUUCUUCAACUACUAACUGGAAAAGGUCCACAUGGGUUGAUAUGCAGUGUAGAAGAGGCGAUUAAAAAGGGGAUAUUAUUCGAAAUUCUCGACAGGUCUCAAACUGAUUGGCCAAUUGAUGAGGCAGAGAUGUUGGCAAAACUUGGGCUGCGGUGUACAGCUUUAAAAUGCAGGGACAGACCUAAUCUUGAGUCGGAGGUGCUUCCGGCGCUCGAAAAUAUUCUGAGCAGGCUUUCUGCUUCUCUCAAGCUACAAGGUCCAAAUGUAGUUGCACCAAGCCACUUCAUCUGCCCUAUAUUGCAGGAGGUAAUGAAAGAUCCUUAUGUUGCUGCUGAUGGGCACACCUAUGAACACAGGGCAAUUAGAGCUUGGCUAAAAAAACACAAGAUGUCCCCAGUAACGAAACAGAGGCUUCCGAAUUUAUCCAUAAUUCCCAACCAUUCGUUGCAUGCAGCGAUACAGCAAUGGAAGUCGCGGACAUCUUAAGGAAGGCACGAGAUAACUAGUGUGUGUGUCUGUAUAUAAUUUGAUUCAUUAUUGUAGUUUUUGAGUUCCCCUGUAAAUAAAGAGCAGGUAGUUGUAUAACGUAGUAGCAGGACGAGAGUUUUGUAGGAAUAAGUUGUUUUGCUGGCUUAAGAUUGACAAGAUCUGAUAACUAGUGUGUUUAGCCUAAAUGGCUUCUUGUUACCCAAAAAUUUCAAAUUAUUACUGAAUUCAAUUUCAGAUAAAUUCGGUA
Molecule: messenger RNA, 3230 nt
Organism: Phragmites australis (common reed)
Lineage: Eukaryota; Viridiplantae; Streptophyta; Magnoliopsida; Poales; Poaceae
Product: U-box domain-containing protein 34-like
Exons: 7
Coding region: 1091-2980 (629 amino acids)
Biological process (GO): protein phosphorylation; protein ubiquitination
Molecular function (GO): protein kinase activity; ATP binding; ubiquitin-protein transferase activity
Source: RefSeq, a predicted model, not a curated record